Messenger RNA from Closterium sp. NIES-67, 2989 nucleotides. The record is from the annotation of a GenBank genome assembly. NCBI's taxonomy places the organism in Eukaryota, Viridiplantae, Streptophyta, Zygnematophyceae, Desmidiales, Closteriaceae.
CUCCUUCCAUCAUCACCAGCCUCUUUGCUUGCCAUAGUUGCCUUGAAUUACCAAACGAGUUUGCUAGCUACCAGCUUCAAAACCCGCCGUUCUUUUUCGCGCGCUCGCGCUCGCGCUCACCUUCCGACGAAGCAGCUGUCGUCGCGACUUGGGGUCACCCAGACUGGUCUGCGCAGUGCGGAGCAUCGCGACGAUGUCGUGCCUGCCUGCCGAUCGAAUCCCCAAGCAUGAAGCAUUGCCCGGCGCUUUGCACGCUUUCUAGCCUGCCUCUCUCUCCGACCGUCACACUCCGGGAUCUGGCGUAUUGUUCAUCCGAUCGGUGUAUAGGUGGGAGCCCGGCUAGUGUGUGCUCUCGUCGCCGCUUCGCCAGCAGCGGCAGUCCGUAGGCCCGUGAACGGCGUACCUUAGGGACGGAGAAUCCACCGGCCCGUAGUGCAAGUGUCGCGCGGCGCAGGUGCGAAACCUGUAGGCAUUGGGGAAGCUGCGGAAGCGAAGGUUGAGAGACAACGAGGAGAGGAAUCAGCAGCAGCAGCAGUUGUGCGAGGAGCAAAGGCCGGAGCACGAAUGGACGGCGGAGAUCAGAGCGGUCGCUCCAUGGGUCGCACAGUAACCCCGCGACGAGCGCUCGCUCGCACACAGUCGCCCAAGCCCAGCCGGACGACGGGCGGCCCGGGCGUCGACAUGGAGCCGCUCGUGCUCGCGCUGGGCGACUCGGACGUGGAGCGCGCGCGAGAGGCGGCGUCCGCGAUCCGGUCGUCGUUGAAGAACAACCCCGAUAACAAGGCGCGGCUGCUGGCGGCGGGUGGCAUCGACGCGCUGAUCCGGCUGCUCAAGUCGCGCGACACGUCGUGCGUGGACCACGCGGUGACGGCGCUGCUGAACCUCUCGCUCUCGGACGGCGUCGAGCCCAUGGUGACCGCGGCGGGCGGCAUCGAGGGCAUCGUGGGGGUUCUCAACUCCGGCAGCAACGUCGCGCGGGAGAACGCCGCCGCCGCGCUCUUCACGCUGUCGGGCCCGCCGGACAACAAGCUGCGCGUGAAGGACGCGGGCGCGGUCCCCGGGCUCGUGACCCUCCUGCGCACGGGCAGCCUGCGCGGAAAGAAAGACGCGGCGCUUGCUCUCUUCAACCUCUCCCUCGAGGACUCGUGCAUCGGGGAGAUCAUCGACGCGGGCGCCGUGCGCGUGCUGUUGGGGCUGCUGCGAUCGGACGCGGAGGCGGGCAUGGAGGACAAGGUGAUGGCCGUGGUGGCGAAUCUGUGCAAGUUCUCCGAGGGGCGCCACGCCGUGCACAAGGAGGGCGGCAUCCACGCGCUCGUGGGCGUGAUCGAGUCGGGGUCGGCGCGCGCCAAGGAGGACGCGGCGGUGUCGCUGCACCUGCUGGCCGUGCACAACGCCGCGUCGUACCAGGUCAUCGUGGAGGAGGGCUGCUCGCCCGCGCUCGCCAAGCUCGCGCAGUCCGGCACCACGCGCGCCAAGGCCAAGGCGAAGGCGCUGAUGGACCUGCUGCGGUCGGGGUCGGGGUCGGCCGGGGGGUUUAAGUACGGCGGGUCGUUCUCGCAGCCCUUCGACAAGGCGCCACCCACCCUCUCUGGCGAGCUCAGCCACGGCCGGUAGCCGAUAGCGGGUAGCCGGUAGCCGGUAGCCGGCACGGAAGGCAGGGGGGGCAGGGAGGGCAGCAGAGGCAGCAGCAGAAGGGAGGGCGUGGCGUGCAGCGGCUGCAGCAUGCAGAGCAGACGUGGUGUUUCUGGGGAUGGCAGCAUGCGAGGAAGGUAGAACUGGAGCGGAUCUAGCAGUGUAUACAUUUGACAGACAGGGCGAUUGGGGUGGAGGGGUGCGAAGAGCAGGAGAGAAGGAUCGUGUGAGGGUUGAGGAUGUGUGGUCCUUGGGGCAUUGCCUUGUGGGCUUUCUGGAGGGAGCAAUUCGUUUUGUCAAGAGGGCAGGAGGAGCGUGCUGCUUUUGUUGAGUUGGGUGCGAAAGGCAGGCACUUGGAGUGGAUUGAGUUGUGAUGGGGGCUGCCAGCAGAUGAGGUAGAGUCAUGUGCGGUUGUGCCUAGCGACCGGUGAUAGGGAACUGCCGCACUGGAUUCCAUGGGGAUGCUUGAAGCUGGUGCCCAGCUGUCACUAGUUGAUUCGUGGAGGAACCAAAGCACAGGUGCUGGGGUAAUGGGAGGGCUCGCAUGCGGACAAGCAGGGUGGGUUGCGAUUGAAUGUGGGCCGCUGUCGAGGUGCCCUGCUGCUUGCUUGCGACGCUGCUCCUUGAGCUCGGAAGAGAGGAGCAAGAGGCGAUUGGCAUGAGGAGAGGAGGAGAGGAGAGGAGGGGAAUGGAGAGGGAUGAGAGUAGGUUGCCUAUGAAGCACAGGAACGCGGAGUCGGUGUUUGUAACGCCCUUGGUCACUGACUGCUGCACAGCAUGGUUCCUCACCAUGCUACCUUCAUUCCCACCCCUCCCCUACUCGCUAUCUCUCUCUCCCCUCCCUCCCCCCCCCCCCCCCCUCUCUCUCUCUCUCUCUCUCUCUCUCUCUCUCUCUCUCCCUCUCUCUCUCUCUCUCUCUCUCUCUCUCUCUCUCUCUCUCUCUCUCUCUCUCUCUCUCUCUCCUGCUAUUCUUGCCCCAUUCUGUCUCCGUCUCCUCUCUCCCCACCCCUACCUUCAUGCCCCACACAUGUGCGCACGCAGAUCGCCUUCAGCCACCUCUUUUUUACAAACCACCCAUGCAUGGCCAGAGUGUGAGACUAAUUUGCUAGCUUAUUGACCUUCAGCUCAUUUGUGUAAUGACUGCACUGCACACUCCUAUUGUGUCACAAAUCGACCAUCGCAAUAUGGUUGAGAUUUUAUUUUUUAUUUUUUUUCAGGGAAGCAACGUUUUGAUGAAUGUCUUGUGGUGCAUCCACCUCAAAGUCUGGUGAGUUGUACCGUAAUCUCCCGGAUAUAGGCGCAGCCAUUUAAGCCCAGUGGGCGUAUAGUAUAGAGGGUAAUCUCGCUUAUAGCAGUU